UCCCAAUCUCCUACUCAAAGACCCACUUCUUUUCACAGGCUUGCUCCUGUUGGGAACCUCUACUGAGCUCCAUGGCAUUGUUUGGAACAGGCACACUGGUGGCUUCCCUGGUCUCAGGGAUAACAGCUUCAGCAGCCAUGGGCAAAGCUGGAGGGGCAGUCUCUGGCACCAUUCUAGCUGCCUCACAGGGGCUCAACCUGCUAGCCCAGACUGCCCUGGGCUCAGGAGCAUCUGUGCUUGGAUCUGCGUUGGGAGUACUGAAGGUUGGCACCAUUCUAUCAGGGUGCCCUGCCUCUGUCUUGGCUGUUUGCCCCACUGGAGCCAUGACUGUAGCUGCCGUGCCCCCCGUGCUGAGUGCCGUGGGCUUCACUGGGACAGGAAUCGCUGCCUCCUCUCUAGCAGCUAAGAUGAUGUCCUUGUCAGCUAUUGCUAAUGGAGGUGGAGUUGCCGCUGGCAGCCUGGUGGCCACUCUGCAGUCAGUGGGUAAGUGUCAGGGCAAGAGGACUAGAAUGAGAGCAGACAUAGUCCAGCUUCCCACUUGCUGCUUUAGCUUCUGCUGGGUUUUAGCAGGGGAGGUGGAGGAGAUGGGGGAGUAUCCAUGACCAGCUUAACUAGGGCUCAAAUGUCCACCUUAAGUUCAGCCUUCUUCCUUAUAGACGGUGAUGUUACCCAGGUGGAUUGAUCUUCCCUAGAGUUUUUUCAUGGAAUUACUCCUUUCAAACAAACUGGGCUAGACACAGGUCCUGGAGCCUUUGGAGAGAGAGAGGACUCUGUGGAGACUCUGCUUCAGGCAAUCCUGACUGACCCUGCCAACUAUGACACCCUCUGACCCCACCGUUUUCACCCCUCCUCCUAUUUUCAUCCUUUCUUUUUUCCCCAGGAGCCGCAGGACUCUCCAUGUCAUCAAAAUUCCUCAUGGGCUCUGCAGUAUCUGCUCUGGUGACCUCUGUGAUGUGCAUCUGAGACUUGUAGCCCUUCUCUGUCCAGAGAAGGGGACACGGAAGCAGAGGUGACCGGUCCCAGUUUGUCCAAUCCCAGAGAGGGAUCAGUUAACCCCCGUGGACAAUCUGCUAAAGCCAAAUGCCUAAUUGGAAAUAAGAAAUAAAAUCAAUUUCUGCUUCCAGCCUUA
Molecule: messenger RNA, 1129 nt
Organism: Peromyscus leucopus (white-footed mouse)
Lineage: Eukaryota; Metazoa; Chordata; Mammalia; Rodentia; Cricetidae
Product: interferon alpha-inducible protein 27-like protein 2B
Exons: 3
Coding region: 72-602 (176 amino acids)
Biological process (GO): apoptotic signaling pathway
Cellular component (GO): mitochondrion; membrane
Source: RefSeq, a predicted model, not a curated record